AUUAAUUUAAUGUCAGAGAAUAUCUAAAAUAGAGUGUCCUCAAUCUUUGAAAAGUUAAACAACAUCUCCACUAGUGUUUAGGAUGAGUAAGAUACAAAUAAUACAAAAUAGGAAAAACAAUCGUUUUCAUGCUAUAAGUUAAUUGAUUAUGGCCUUUGAAGCGUAACUGUAACAUUAAUCUGACUUGAAGGAAGAAAAAUUUGCUUAUAUUGCUUAAAAAGUUAGACAAAUUACAGAGUUUUUAGAAUAGGAAUAAGAGGAGUAUGAGUUUAAUUGAUAAUUGGUAGUCGUGAGAGAUAGGAGAGUGAGACUUUUAAAUUGAUAACAGAUUUGGAAAGACAUGCAAGAAGAUUGAUUGAGCAGAAUUCUAAGGAUAGAGUAGAAUAAGAGAAAAAAAUAGUAUAUUCAAUUGGACAUUAAAUUGAGGGUUUACAAUAGGAAGUUAUAAAAGAAGGACUUGUAAGAAUUGAGUUUUAUAAGUAGGCCCAAUCUACAUCUCAUGAAUAUAUUGAUUCUUAUUUAAAUGAAGAUUUGCCUAAAAUUGCUGAUGAACUAUAAAAUGAAAUUACAGAGAGAAAGGAUGUUGAGGAGAAGAUUUAUCAUUAGUUUGUAGAGCAAUUAAAUGAUCUAAGGGAAUUAUUUGAAAGGUUGAUAUAAGUUUAAUAAUUUAGAGAAAAGAAGGAAAGAGAAGCAAAGGAGGAAGAAAUUGUUGAAAGUUUGAGGGAGAUUUCAGGAAGAAUAUAGGAAUAAUUAAGAAAAACUAGAGGAGAAAGAGAGAAAACUGAAGAAACAUUGGUGUAGUUGGUUGAGAAGGUCAUCGAAAAAUUGAAGAGAGAAAUGCUGGAAAUGAAUUUAUGAUAUUCAUUGAUAUAAAUAAUUAUAAUUAAUUUC
Paramecium octaurelia is the source of this 891-nucleotide messenger RNA. The record is from the annotation of a GenBank genome assembly. Lineage: Eukaryota; Ciliophora; Oligohymenophorea; Peniculida; Parameciidae.